UGAACCUGGAUCUUGGCCAAAUUCAUUAUUGGUUGCAUCUGUAUGGCGGGCCAUCCUCCACCUCCACCUCCUCCUGGGGCAUUAUUUGGGGAGAAAUAUCUUGACAUCCCUACCCAACGCAUACUCGUCCUGGGGUUACUCGCCGCUUCCCAAGCGAUCAAGUUUGGGGAGUUUACUGCUUCCCUUGUAGAACAUGACGGACCAAGUGCAUCUCUGUUGUUCCUCAAAUGGACGUUCCUUGACGCCAUCCUGUUGUGGUUUCUUCCGUAUCUACGCAUACCGAGACUUCAAUUCGAUCAACGCGCUCGUAUCGCCCAAAUAACAUUGUUAACUGGGUUUAAUUAUGUCCUGUUCGGAAACUAUGUCAUCUUUCUGGGAAAGUUUCUACCUUCCCCUAUUCGGGCCAUAAUGGGACUCUUCGAAUAUGAUGAACUUACAAUAUCCCAAAGACGAGUCAAGAUCCAAGAUGUGAUUGAUUACGGCGCCCACCUUCUUGGACAGCAUACCGUACGCAUAACCCCAAUUGGUGCGGCUAUAUUCAACCCGGAUUCCUUGCCUUUCUGUCUCGCCAAUCCAAGUGUUGGAGUCUUAAUCCCCAUCCUCCUCAACAACUCAAAGUCGCUCUCACUGCUCCAGUACUCAAUCGCUCCCCUUGGUGACAAAGGGCCGAGAGACUACAUCAAUGUGACGUCUCGAGAACUGAACAAGAUGCAGAGCAUAGCGGCCGCGUACUUUGCCGAGCAAGAUCGAUUAUUGGGAUCUGCCGAGUCCGAUGAGGAUGAUGAGGACGACGACGACGAGUUGGAUGAAGGUGAUGGGGCUCUUGCUUCGCGAGUCCGAACUCCACAAUCCCAGCUCAAGAUGAUGAUAUCAUCCUCAUCCUAUGCUACUCUUCUCGCAAGGAAGAAACUUGAAAAAACUCAAACAAUGAGAUACUUGCGUAUUACCCGACCAGGCACUGUCAGGCUUGAACGUAUUUUAGACAACACCUAUGCAGAUGUCCGUAUCCGACGGUAUUCUGGGAAAAUAGAUACAGCGGUAGUCGAAUGUCCUUCCGCCGUAUUCAAGACGGGGGAUCUAGCACCCUUGCAGUGUACAGGUGGUACGAAGCAGGUGUUCAUCGACGUACGUGGCACUACGCCAUUAACGCUUCAGUGGCAUCGCGUCAUUGGUGGGAAGAAGGAACAUUUCACCGUGGAAGGCAUUGAAGGGGGUUCUGAGAGUCGAGGUCUUCCUUUAGCACAAGAGGUGAAAAUACCAUUAGACCUCCCUCUAAACGUGCAAGGAUUACAUGUCUACACGCUAGAAACGGUCACAGAUGGUGUUGGAAACGUCGUCGAUCUUCCAUUCGCCACAUCCCACGAAUCAGACGUUCAAAAGUCCAUCACCGUACUAGGCCGCAGUUCAGUCAGUUUCCGGGGUUGUGGGACUGGCCCCGAUAGGACGGUUGACCUACUCCAGGGAAAGGAAGGCACUAUUACGAUCGCCUUCAACAACCUGGAUCCUGCUGACGGACCUUGGACUGUGACGAUUUCGUUCCAACCUGUCGAUUCUAAUAAGGGUAGGAAAGGCUGGACGAAGGAAUUCGCGUCACAGUCAGGCAAGAAGACGUUGACGAUUGGGGUCACUGAACCUGGUGAAUAUACGAUCAUCAAAGUCCAGGGGAAAACGUGUCCUGGUGAUAUCUUGAGUCCGGAAACUUGCAGAGUUAUCGAACAACCCAAGCCGACAGCUGAGAUUACAUUCCAAGGCAUACAAGAGUGUUCAAGCGAUACUGGCGUUUCAGCCACAGCGUUGCUGCACGGAACCCCACCAUUCGUAUUGGUAUACACAGAAAAACACGAUAAAAACCCACCAAAGACUCUGGUCAAGACCUUCAAUAGCGCCCGGGGCGAGAUCGUGUUGAAACCGGAAAGGAGUGGUAGCUAUACCUACACCUUCAUCCAUAUCUCGGAUAGGAAUUACCAAAGAGUUCCGAUCGCUGGCACUCCGUCUACCACUCGACAUGUUCAUCCGUUGGCUUCUGCAAACUUUGUUCGGGGCGUCGGCGGCGGCGGUAUGACGAAGCCUGCAGAUUCUCGCAUCCAUACGAGUAAUUGCGAAGGGGACUUUGUUGAAGUUUCCCUGGAUCUGAGUGGCACACCGCCGUUUGUGGUAGACUUACAGCUGGUCGGACCUAAAGGUUCUGAACUUCGAAGUUUCAGAUCUCUCAACGAGACUCGAGAGACCGUGGAAGUACCCAUAUUGCCUGAAUUCCGAGAAACUGGAGGCACAAUGGAAAUUGAUUUGGUCAGCGUUACGGAUGCCAAUGGUUGUCGUAGAGCAUUAGACACUACGGGUAUCUCCGUAUUCGUGAAGCGCGUCAAGCCGACCAUCAAGUUCUAUUCUACGGACAGCACUCGAGAGGCGCUGAUCUUGGAUACGGAAACAGCCCAUUUGCCCCUUCGCUUGACAGGAGAUGGGCCAUGGGAUGUCUCCUAUCAAAUAACCGAUCCGGCGGAAGCAGAUGCUGGGUCGAGAGGCCCCACCGGUCGAGUGGCCCGCAUUCGGUCGGCGAACGCCAAUCUUGAUGUCAAGCAGCCUGGGCUGUACACUUUGACCAACGUGAAGGAUUCGCAUUGCCCCGGCCGAGUCAUCCAAGAACAGUCAACGUAUCUCGUGAAAACUAUUCAACGCCCAUUUGCGGUGUUUGGAGAAGAUGCCGGGAAAUUGAGCCUUGAAGGAAUUAUCGUCCGACCACCUGUUUGUGAAGGGAACGAGGAUUUCGUAGACAUCCAACUGCAAGGACGCCCCCCGUUCCAGGUCAUUUAUGAAUAUGCCGGCCAAUCUCGAGAACGACGUAUGCAGGAUCGUAUCACCUUCAACAGCAUUCAAAAUACAAGCAAUCUUCAACUCAAGACGAGUGAAACUGGGCACCAUGAGUACCAUAUCGCCAAAGUGGGAGACUCAGCCUACCCCUUGGUGUCGUCACCAGAAUUACGUCGCUUGAGUGGUCUGGUAUUAGCACAGGACGUUCUGGCCCGGCCUUCGGCCCACUUCAAGUCGUCCGGCACAGGAUCUGUCUGCCUGAACGACAAAUUCAUACCUAAAGCGACUCACGGUAGCGAUGGAAUCGUCAUUCUUCACGGACAACCCCCAUUCAAGCUAGAUUUGGCAAUAAAGGACUUGGCAACAAGCUCCGUCGUGACAGAGAGUGUGGAAGUCUCGUCGCACGAGUGGAAACUUGAACUUCCCAACUACACGUUCAAGACAGUGGGACCCCACAUCAUCACUAUCGAAUCAUUUGAAGAUUCGUCUCAGUGCCCCCCAUCGACAGUGGAGUUAGGGCCUCAAUCCUUCAGAAUCGACGUUGCAGAAACAGCCGCCAUCCUUCCUUUUGAAAGGAGGGAGGACUUCUGUGUUGGAGACGUCCUACAGUUCCAGCUUGAGGGCAACGCUCCGUGGAAAAUUGAUUACAGGUUCGAUGGAAAACUCAUCUCCGCAACCUCGAAAAUUCCAAAGUUCAGCAGAGUAGCAGAGAAGCCUGGCAUGUUCGAAAUCGUCAGCAUCGCUCACCAACAAGCUUCUUGUCAGAGUUCCGUGUCCGAUCUUCACAUGAAUAUCAGGCCGCUGCCAUCUGCCCGUGUGAGCCAGGGGAAAAACGUCAUAGAAGAUCUUCGGGAAGGCGAACAGGCUGAGAUAGUCUUUACCCUUAUUGGAGAACCACCAUUCACGUUCACAUACCAGCGGGCUUCGUUAGAAAGCCACAAAGGCACGCAUCGGAUCUUGGAAACACAUACCGUUUCUGGGGUCAUGACUUAUGAGUACUCGAUAUUUUCUGCAUUGGAAGGGACAUGGACAGUAACAUUUAUAUCCGAUAAAUACUGUCGAUACCCACCUGUGGCUUCAAACUCAAAAUUCGAGUCGAUCUGAUGACCGGCCGCCUUAAAACUUGCAUUUGUCGACGCCGCACUAACGCUUUAUAUCACAACCCACAUCACCGCUGUUUCAUAACAAUAACAUCCACCAAUGGAGCACAAGAAUCUGAUGAUCGCUGUAACUACCGUAAAAUAACUCCCUCUAAGUCGCUGGCGCGAAGUUCCCCAGAGGUCCAUCAAUGAGGCUUUCCAAUAGUUUGGAUCCAUUAAUGAUGCCCGUCGUUCCAAUCACA
Cantharellus anzutake is the source of this 4150-nucleotide messenger RNA. RefSeq lists its product as uncharacterized. Gene Ontology annotation, biological process: protein import into nucleus; nuclear pore organization. The transcript has 22 exons. Lineage: Eukaryota; Fungi; Basidiomycota; Agaricomycetes; Cantharellales; Hydnaceae. Bases 43 to 3912 code for a protein of 1289 amino acids. Gene Ontology annotation, cellular component: nuclear pore transmembrane ring. Gene Ontology annotation, molecular function: structural constituent of nuclear pore. The record is from RefSeq and is a predicted model, not a curated record.